This is a messenger RNA of Solanum lycopersicum (tomato), 1257 nucleotides long. Its product is annotated as protein CONTINUOUS VASCULAR RING 1. Gene Ontology annotation, cellular component: Golgi apparatus. NCBI's taxonomy places the organism in Eukaryota, Viridiplantae, Streptophyta, Magnoliopsida, Solanales, Solanaceae. Gene Ontology annotation, biological process: stem vascular tissue pattern formation. The record is from RefSeq and is a predicted model, not a curated record.
AUAUAUAAAAUAAAAUUAUUAUAGAUUUGAAGAACUGUUACAGUUCUAAAAAUCUGUAAAAAAAUUCACAGAAAAAAAGAAAAAAGAAUUUAUAAGUAAAUUUGGAGAUGAGAAAUUAGAGGAUAAUGGCAAAUUCUAACAGAGAUCGUGAACUUCUAAUUCCGGUGGCUAACACCGGCGCCGGCGACGAUGGAGCCGGCGACAAGCCUUCUUCUUCAUCAUCAUCCUCCUCUUCUCACCAUCACUCCGGACGCGAGACUUUCUCUAAAGUUGUUAGGAGCUGGGCUUCUAAGAAAUUCAUGACUGGAUGUGUCAUCCUAUUUCCUAUAGCAGUCACCUUCUACAUAACAUGGUGGUUUAUUCAUUUUGUGGAUGGCUUUUUCUCUCCAAUCUAUGCUCAACUUGGAAUUGACGUUUUUGGUCUUGGAUUUAUGACUUCAAUCACUUUCAUUUUUUUGGUCGGGGUGUUCAUGUCAUCAUGGUUGGGGACUUCCGUUUUGGGUCUUGGGGAAUGGUUCAUCAAAAGAAUGCCAUUUGUUCGGCAUAUAUAUAAUGCUUCAAAGCAAAUUAGUUCUGCCAUAUCUCCAGAUCAGAACACACAAGCUUUCAAGGAGGUUGCCAUAAUAAGGCAUCCUCGAAUUGGUGAAUAUGCCUUUGGGUUCAUUACCUCAUCUGUCGUCCUGCAGAACUAUUCCGGAGACGAAGAGCUAUGUUGUGUGUAUGUUCCUACAAAUCAUCUUUACAUUGGUGAUAUAUUCCUCGUUAAUGCAAGAGAUGUUAUUAGACCAAACUUGUCUGUCCGUGAAGGAAUAGAGAUUGUUGUAUCUGGUGGCAUGUCGAUGCCUCAGAUACUGUCAACGCUGGAUCCAGGAAGUAUUCAAGUCGAUAGAAGAUGACCUAACAGAAACCACAUCCAAUAAAAUGCUCAUCAGUCAUCAACCCCCCCCCCCUCUUCCUUUUUGUUCACGAAAGCGUCUUUUUUUUCUUUCAUUUUCUUGAUACUUGAGGUGUUAGAUUCAGGUCACAACUGUGCUGCAGUGUAAAAUGUAGGUAAAGUAGCAAUGGUUUGAAAAAAUAUAGUUGGUUGAUAAUUUUAAGUUAAUAGGUUUCUCUUCUCUUGCUUAACUCCUAUUUAAUGUGUUAUAAUACUCAUUGUUUCUGGCUCAGUAAAAUGCUGUAUAUGGAAAGGCAGAAUUGUGCUACAACAAAAUAUUUGUACAGCUAAAUAUUUCUAUAAUAAGAUAACACAGUUAUUAA